Cylicocyclus nassatus is the source of this 876-nucleotide messenger RNA. The record is from the annotation of a GenBank genome assembly. NCBI's taxonomy places the organism in Eukaryota, Metazoa, Nematoda, Chromadorea, Rhabditida, Strongylidae.
AUGCGACAACAAAACAGUCCUGAAAAGUCGAAACUCUACUACAUAAAUAAGUCAGAUCUGAGGAAUCUCGUGGUAAAGUACAAAAUUCAUCCUAGUUGCCGCAACGACGACGACAUGACGUCGUUGCACAUGAGAUCAGAAGAGCAAAAUCCUGAAGAUGGCAUCAAAGACAAAAGGAAUUUGGCAAGGCCGUUCCGGGUUCGCGAAUGUAAUGCAGCGCACAGAGCUGCCCUCAAGGAUUAUGAAAACAAUAAGAAGCUUAUCACAAACACUGGUAGCGAGAAAUGGGAUGUGGAAGCCCUGACAUCCAACAGAACAUUUCACGUUGAGAUGAAAAUCUCCACUGCAGAGCUUGCGGAGUUUGCCCUCAUAAGCUCAGAUGUACCUGUGGAAGCGCAGCGAGAAGAAGCCAGAGACAGCCGAGACAUCCAUCAAGUGACCAGCAGGGAGAGACGUAUGGAGUUAUGGAAGUCCGCUCAAAUUAGCUACACGGUAGUCAACGACAAGAUCAAACGGCUCGUCAAACUGGAUACAGAUGAAACCAUGGAGAGUCUAACGCAGAUUGUUGAACGUCUCCAAGCAGUUGAAGUAUUCGCUGCCUCGGUGGAGAAUGGAGAAUCCGGCCCCUCGAUGGCUGCGCGACCAGAACUGACUCGCCAAGGCGCCAAGCUUCACCUCGAGCCAAUUCGCGUGGAAAGGGACCCGGCGUUGCCUCCUGACAUGGAUCUGGAAGAAUAUGAGGCCCAAAUCACUGAGUGGCUGAGAUGUGAUAACGAAGGAUGUAAGAUAUGGGUCCACUCAGCAUGUGGUCGAGCGAGGCCCAACGGGGCAUGCACAUAUUGUAAAACAGGACAUUACUCGCCUUGCCUUGAAUAG